Molecule: messenger RNA, 5717 nt
Organism: Pistacia vera
Lineage: Eukaryota; Viridiplantae; Streptophyta; Magnoliopsida; Sapindales; Anacardiaceae
Product: clathrin heavy chain 1-like
Exons: 30
Coding region: 75-5201 (1708 amino acids)
Biological process (GO): receptor-mediated endocytosis; intracellular protein transport
Cellular component (GO): clathrin coat of coated pit; plasmodesma; plasma membrane
Molecular function (GO): clathrin light chain binding; structural molecule activity
Source: RefSeq, a predicted model, not a curated record
AAUAACAACCUUCUUACUCACUCUCCGCGCUCUCAUUUCUCUAAUCUCGAAUCGGUCUUCUCCUCGCCACCGCCAUGGCUGCCGCCAACGCUCCCAUCCUCAUGAAAGAGGCUCUAACGUUAACGAGUGUAGGGAUCAACAGCCAGUUCAUAAACUUUACACACGUAACAAUGGAGUCGGACAAGUACAUUUGCGUUAGAGAAACGUCGCCGCAGAGCAGUGUUGUUGUUAUCGAUAUGAACUUGCCUAUGCAGCCGUUACGCCGUCCUAUCACGGCUGAAUCCGCCAUCAUGAAUCCUGAUUCCAGAAUUCUAGCUCUUAAAGCUCGAGUGCCAGGAGCCACUCAAGAUCACUUGCAAAUAUUUAACAUUGAAUUGAAAACAAAAGUGAAAGCUCAUCAGAUGCCGGAGGAGGUUGUCUUCUGGAAGUGGAUUAGUGCUACAAAGGUAGCUCUGGUGACACAAACUUCAGUAUAUCAUUGGUCGAUCGAAGGGGAUUCUACCCCUGCAAAGAUGUUUGAGCGAACAGCUAAUCUAGCAAAUAAUCAAAUAAUCAAUUAUCGUUGUGAUCCUACUGAGAAGUGGUUGGUCUUGAUUGGAAUUGCCCCUGGUCCAACUGAGAGGCCUUCAUUAGUCAAAGGGAGUAUGCAACUUUUCUCUGUGGAUCAACAGCGUAGUCAGGCACUUGAAGCGCAUGCUGCAUCUUUUGCCACAAUUAAAGUACCUGGGAAUGAGAAUCCUUCACUUCUUAUUAGUUUUGCUUCGAAGUCCUUCAAUGCUGGACAAGUAACAUCAAAGUUACAUAUUAUUGAACUUGGUGCCCAGCCAGGCAAAGCAGCAUUCACUAAGAAACAAGCAGAUUUAUUCUUUCCUACUGACUUUGCUGAUGACUUUCCAGUGGCAAUACAGAUAUCUCAAAAGUAUGGUUUGAUAUAUGUUAUCACAAAGCAAGGACUUCUAUUUGUGUAUGACUUAGAGACAGCUACCGCAGUUUAUAGAAACAGAAUCAGUCCAGAUUCUAUUUUUCUGACAACUGAGGCUCCAUCGGUAGGUGGCUUUUACGCCAUUAACCGGCGAGGUCAGGUGUUGCUUGCUACCGUAAAUGAUAGUACAAUUAUCCCUUUUGUUAGUGGCCAGUUAAAAAAUCCGGAACUUGCUGUUAGUCUUGCCAAAAAGGGAAACCUACCUGGCACAGAAAACUUGGUUGUCCAAAGAUUCCAGGAGUUGUUUUCUGAGGCAAAAUAUGAGGAAGCUGCAGAACUUGCUGCUGAAUCUCCACAGGGACUCCUCCGUACUCCCGAGACUGUUGCCAAAUUCCAGAGCAUUCCUGUGCAAGCUGGACAACCUCCACCAUUAUUGCAGUAUUUUGGAACCUUGUUGACCAAAGGAAAACUCAAUGCUUUUGAGUCACUGGAAUUGUCACGCCUUGUUGUAAAUCAGAACAAAAAGAAUCUGUUGGAGAAUUGGUUGGCUGAGGACAAGCUUGAAUGCACUGAGGACCUUGGGGAUCUUGUGAAGACCUUGGAUAAUGAUCUGGCACUCAAAAUAUAUGUCAAAGCUAGAGCAACUCCGAAAGUGGUAGCAGCAUUUGCAGAGAGGAAGGAGUUUGACAAGAUUCUGAUAUACUCGAAACAGGUUGGAUAUACACCGGAUUAUUUAUUCCUUCUGAAAACCAUUUUGAGGUCUGAUCCCCAGGCUGCUGUUAAUUUUGCUUUAAUGAUUUCUCAAAUGGAGGGAGGUUGCCCAGUUGACUAUAACACAAUGGCUGAUCUAUUUCUUCAGAGGAAUUUGAUCCGUGAGGCAACAGCCUUUUUAUUAGAUGUCCUGAAACCAAACUUACCUGAGCAUGGUGACCUUCAGACAAAGGUUUUGGAAAUCAAUCUCGUGACAUUUCCAAAUGUUGCGGAUGCUAUAUUAGCUAAUGGCAUGUUUAGUCACUAUGAUCGUCCACGUAUUGCUCAACUUUGUGAAAAGGCUGGUCUGUAUAUACGAGCUCUUCAGCAUUACACUGAAUUGCCUGAUAUUAAACGUGUCAUCGUGAAUACACAUGCCAUUGAGCCCCAGUCUCUUGUUGAGUUCUUUGGAACCCUUUCUAAAGAAUGGACCCUUGAGUGUAUGAAAGAUCUUUUAUUGGUCAAUCUCAGGGGAAAUCUUCAGAUAAUUGUGCAGACUGCAAAAGAAUACUGUGAGCAGUUGGGUGUUGAUGCAUGCGUAAAACUCUUUGAACAGUUCAAGUCCUAUGAAGGACUUUACUUCUUCUUGGGUUCAUAUUUGAGCUCUAGUGAAGAAACUGAAAUUCACUUCAAGUAUGUUGAAGCUGCUGCCAAGACUGGGCAAAUUAAGGAGGUUGAACGUGUGACUCGUGAAUCUAACUUCUAUGACCCUGAGAAGACAAAGAACUUUCUAAUGGAAGCCAAGCUUCCUGAUGCACGCCCUCUGAUUAAUGUCUGUGAUCGUUUCGGUUUUGUUCCAGAUCUUACCCAUUACCUGUAUGUAAAUAACAUGCUUCGCUAUAUAGAAGGUUAUGUUCAGAAGGUCAAUCCAGGAAAUGCUCCUUUAGUCGUACGGCAGUUGAUAGAUGAUGAAUGCCCUGAAGAUUUCAUCAAAGGUCUUAUUCUUUCAGUUCGAUCUCUCCUUCCAGUUGAGCCCCUUGUGGAGGAAUGUGAAAAGAGGAAUCGUCUCCUGUUGAUCACACAGUUCUUGGAACAUCUUGUGAGUGAAGGAAGCCAAGAUGUGCAUGUCCACAAUGCUCUGGGUAAAAUUAUUAUAGACAGCAACAAUGAUCCCGAGCAUUUUCUCAUGACCAAUCCACAUUAUGAUCCUCGUGUUGUGGGUAAAUUUUGUGAGAAAAGGGAUCCAACACUUGCAGUUGUUGCAUAUCACAGAGGACAAUGUGAUGAUGAACUUAUUAAUGUCACAAAUAAAAAUUCCUUGUUCAAACUGCAGGCCAGAUAUGUGGUGGAAAGGAUGGAUGAAGAUCUCUGGGAGAAAGUUCUUACCCCUGAUAAUGAAUAUAGGAGGCAGCUUAUUGAUCAGGUUGUUUCUAAUGCUUUGCCAGAAAGCAAGAGUCCCGAGCAAGUUUCUGCAGCUGUUAAAGCUUUUAUGACUGCUGACCUUCCACAUGAAUUAAUUGAGCUUCUUGAAAAGAUAGUGUUGCAAAAUUCUGCUUUUAGUGGGAACUUCAAUCUGCAAAAUCUGCUGAUACUUACAGCCAUUAAGGCUGACCCAUCAAGAGUCAUGGAUUACAUUAAUAGGUUAGACAAUUUUGAUGGACCUGCAGUUGGACAGGUGGCUGUGGAAGCUCAAUUGUAUGAAGAAGCAUUUUCAAUUUUCAAGAAAUUCAAUUUGAAUGUCCAGGCUGUGAAUAUACUGUUGGAUAACAUCCGAAGCAUAGAUAGGGCUGUGGAGUAUGCAUUUCGCGUAGAAGAAGAUGUAGUCUGGAGCCAGGUGGCCAAAGCUCAACUUCGGGAGGGUCUUGUGAGUGAUGCAAUUGAGUCAUUUAUUCGUGCAGAUGAUGCUACACAGUUUUUAGAUGUCAUAAAGGCUGCUGAGGAUGGAAAUGUAUACCAUGAUUUGGUCAGAUACCUUUUAAUGGUUAGACAGAAAUCAAAGGAGCCCAAGGUGGACAGCGAACUUAUUUAUGCAUAUGCUAAAAUUGACCGGCUUGAAGAAAUCGAGGAGUUUAUUCUUAUGCCAAAUGUUGCUAAUCUCCCAAAUGUUGGGGAUCGCUUAUAUGAUGAAGCCCUAUAUGAGGCGGCGAAGAUCAUUUUUUCAUUCACUUCUAACUGGGCUAAGCUGGCUGUUACACUCGUAAAGCUAAAACAGUUUCAAGGUGCUGUUGACGCAGCUCGGAAAGCCAACAGCUCAAAAACAUGGAAGGAGGUUUGCUUUGCUUGUGUUGAUGCUGAGGAAUUUCGCUUGGCUCAGAUAUGUGGUCUCAACAUUAUCAUACAGGUGGAUGAUUUAGAGCAAGUCAGUGAGUAUUAUCAGAACAGACGAUAUUUUAAUGAGCUCAUAUCUCUCAUGGAGAGUGGAUUAGGUUUGGAACAUGCACAUAUGGGCAUCUUUACUGAGUUGGGAGUUCUAUAUGCGAGAUACCGUGCUGAGAAGCUUAUGGAGCACAUUAAACUGUUUUCAACUCGUCUAAAUAUUCCCAAGCUUAUACGAGCUUGUGAUGAACAGCAGCAUUGGAAGGAACUAACUUACUUAUAUAUUCAAUAUGAUGAGUUUGACAAUGCUGCAACCACUAUAAUGAACCACUCCCCACAAGCUUGGGAGCACAUGCAAUUCAAAGAUGUUAUUGUUAAAGUUGCAAGUGUUGAGAUUUACUAUAAGGCUGUGUACUUCUAUUUACAAGAGCAUCCAGAUCUAAUCAAUGACCUUCUAAAUGUUCUUGCCCUCCGUAUUGACCAUACCCAUGUUGUAGACAUAAUGCGAAAAGCUGGUCAUCUCUGUCUUGUUAAGCCAUACAUGGUUGCAGUUCAGAGCAAUAAUGUAUCUGCUGUGAAUGAAGCUCUGAAUGAGAUUUAUGUAGAGGAGGAAGAAUACGAAAGGCUUCGUGAAUCUAUUGAUAUGCAUGAUAAUUUUGAUCUGAUAGGUCUAGCACAGAAGAUUGAGAAACAUGAGCUUCUUGAGAUGAGACGUGUUGCUGCUGAGAUAUAUAAGAAGGCUGGGAGGUGGAAGCAGUCUAUUGCCUUGUCAAAGAAAGACAAUCUUUACAAAGAUGCCAUGCAAACAUGUUCACAGUCUGGUGAUCGGGAACUUUCAGAGGAGUUGCUCAUUUACUUUAUUGAGCAGGGAAAGAAAGAGUGUUUUGCAUCGUGCCUAUUUGUCUGUUAUGAUUUAGUCUCGCCUGAUGUUGCUCUUGAGUUCGCAUGGAGGCACAAAAUGAUUGAUUUUUCCUUCCCAUAUCUGUUGCAGUUUAUUCGAGAGUACACAAGCAAAGUAGAUGAACUUGUUAAACAUAAACUUAAUGCUCUUGAUGAGGUGAAAACUAAAGGGAAGGAGGAGAAAGACAUUGUUGCUCAGCAGAAUAUGCACGCCCAAUUGCUGCCGCUUGCUUUGCCUGCACCACCAAUGCCUGGAAUGGGUGGUCCAGGGAUGGGUGUAAGUUUUGUUCCGCCGCAACCACCACCAGCAAUGGAUGGGAUCGGGAUGCCUCCUAUGCCUCCAUAUGGCAUGCCACUAAUGAGAUCUUUUUGAUCCCCCAGUUCUAACUUUUAUGUAGGGUGAGUCAUAACUAAGGUUAAGUUUUCUGGAGUUUCCUGUUUGUGUUUCAAAGUGAUCUCAAUCCUCACAAUUUUUAUGGGAACUGAAGGGAUUGCAAGAACAGCUGAAACCAAACCUUUUCUGCAAAUACUUGAGGGCUUUGAGGUCAAGUGCCAAAGUAGAAGCUGUGCUGCCGAGCCGGUGUUAUUGGAUUGGACAGAUGUUUUUGUUACUUGGGUUAGUUUACAGAAUUGCGUAGAGGUAGUUAAACAAAUUUGCCACGUGUAUAGCAUAUUUUAGAUUUUAAUUUCUCGGUUAACUGUCUUUGGUAAAAUAUGCAGGACAUAUUUUACUACCUAACUAGCUAGCCAUUUGGGUUUUAAGAAUCCUUGUAAAAUCAUCAUAUAUUUUACAUGAUGUAUAACAGCCUAUCUGAAAAUGGUAAAAUAUUACGUGGAAUUUAAAGAUGAGAUUUAUUUUUACCCCCUAUUAUUUAUAAUAAGAAUACUU